GCAGACGCAAGCGGACAGCUUCCUACCGUGGCAGAGUGCAGGGAAUGACUACGGCAAAUCAGGCCACACUGCUGAACAGGGAGGUGGAGUGUCACUAGAGGGGAGGGUGUGGUCUCUGGCCCGCUGCACUGAGCGCCAUGCCCACAGGAGAAGAGCCACUGGGGCAGGGAUUGCAGUGUGACAUGACGGCCUUGCCCCAAAGCCAGUGCUGAGCACCCCCAGGUCAGCUGUCUCCCUUGAGUCUGCCUGUGACCACCAGCCCACACAUUUUCAGCAUCCCUCAACUGUGACCAUUCUGUUUGUUUGGCAAAAGGUGGGGGAGAGGCACCCGUCCUGUGUUCUGUGUCAGGGGGUGGCCCGCUGCUGCCGGACCAUGGGAUGCCGGCAAAGCUCAGAGGAGAAAGAGGCAGCGCGGCGGUCCCGGAGAAUUGACCGCCACCUGCGCUCCGAAAGCCAGCGGCAGCGCCGGGAAAUCAAACUUCUCCUGCUGGGCACCAGCAACUCGGGCAAGAGCACCAUCGUCAAGCAGAUGAAGAUCAUCCACAGCGGCGGGUUCAACCUGGACGCUUGCAAGGAGUACAAGCCCCUCAUCAUCUACAACGCCAUCGACUCACUGACCCGCAUCAUCCGGGCCCUGGCUGCCCUUAAGAUUGAUUUCCACAACCCUGACCGUGCCUAUGAUGCCGUGCAGCUCUUUGCACUGACUGGCCCAGCCGAGAGCAAGGGCGAGAUCACACCCGAGCUGCUGGGUGUCAUGCGACGGCUGUGGGCCGACCCCGGGGCUCAGGCCUGCUUCGGGCGCUCUAGUGAGUACCACCUGGAGGACAAUGCCGCCUACUACCUGAAUGACCUGGAGCGCAUCGCGGCCCCUGACUACAUCCCCACGGUGGAGGACAUCCUCCGCUCUCGGGACAUGACCACGGGCAUUGUGGAGAACAAGUUCACCUUCAAGGAGCUUACCUUCAAGAUGGUGGACGUGGGCGGGCAGAGGUCAGAGCGCAAGAAGUGGAUCCACUGCUUUGAAGGCGUCACAGCCAUCAUAUUCUGUGUGGAGCUCAGUGGCUAUGACCUGAAGCUCUAUGAGGACAACCAGACGGUGUUUGUGGAAGGUGGAAGGCUCUGGCCACAGCUCUGGAUGCCUGAGUGUUCCGGACAUAGAGCCUGUAGCCUGACCGAUGGCCAUGAAGACAGAAGGCAGGGCUCUCUUCCCCUCCCCUCCAGCAUCCAGGUACCCUGGGAACCGUGCCAGAGCCGAAUGGCAGAAAGUCUGCGCCUCUUUGACUCCAUCUGCAACAACAACUGGUUUAUCAACACCUCGCUCAUCCUCUUCCUGAACAAGAAGGACCUCCUGGCAGAGAAGAUCCGGCGCAUCCCACUCAGUGUCUGCUUCCCAGAGUACAAGGGUCAGAACACGUACGAGGAGGCUGCGGUCUAUAUCCAGCGUCAGUUCGAGGACCUAAACCGCAACAAGGAAACCAAGGAGAUCUACUCGCACUUCACCUGUGCCACCGACACCAGUAACAUCCAGUUCGUCUUUGACGCGGUGACGGAUGUCAUUAUACAGAACAAUCUCAAGUACAUUGGCCUUUGCUGAGGAGCCAGGCACGGCCUGCCUGCCUGUGGUGAAACCCGCGGGGGUGUCUGGACCCCAGCUCAUGCUAGAGAGGCCCAACCCCAGGGGCAGGAAACGGGGCUUGAAGAGUGUGUCCCCACCCCACCCCCAGCCUCUGCCUUCUUGGCCCCACGUCUCAGCAAACAUAAAUAUAUUUGGAUAGAUUGCUAGGUAGGUAGGUAGACGACACACAGACACGCACACACGCACAUCCGGAGAUGGCAGAGUUUGCCCACGUGUCAAGGUUUCCUGAAGUCUUA
Molecule: messenger RNA, 1872 nt
Organism: Peromyscus eremicus (cactus mouse)
Lineage: Eukaryota; Metazoa; Chordata; Mammalia; Rodentia; Cricetidae
Gene: Gnaz
Product: G protein subunit alpha z
Exons: 3
Coding region: 374-1594 (406 amino acids)
Biological process (GO): adenylate cyclase-modulating G protein-coupled receptor signaling pathway
Cellular component (GO): heterotrimeric G-protein complex
Molecular function (GO): G protein-coupled receptor binding; G-protein beta/gamma-subunit complex binding; GTPase activity
Source: RefSeq, a predicted model, not a curated record